Messenger RNA from Achroia grisella, 2929 nucleotides. RefSeq names its product shootin-1. NCBI's taxonomy places the organism in Eukaryota, Metazoa, Arthropoda, Insecta, Lepidoptera, Pyralidae. The record is from RefSeq and is a predicted model, not a curated record. The transcript has 10 exons. Bases 344 to 2170 code for a protein of 608 amino acids.
GCAUACCUUACUGAUGUUAGUUACAAUCUAACACUGGCUGUUAAAUAUUGUAUACGUUGUUAGUAGAUUUCUUUCGUGAACCAUAUUUUUUUAUUAUUCUUCUUGGAAUUUUCGUGUUUUAUAAUUCAGAACAAGUGCCCGUAACAUACAUUAAAACGCCGCACACCUAUUAGAUACGUUUUCCUCAACAGCAAGAACAAAGAGAAUUUAUUUGUAAGAACGUUAACACUUUCUGACGCACCAGCCUGUUGAUCUAAACACGUGUUAUCCAGAACAGUGCAUACGUGCAAAGGAGACGAUGCGAGCCAUAUACACGAACGUAUAAUAAAAAUUUAAUGCAAAAAUGAUUAAAAGGAACAGUGAUAAUGUAUUUGCGAUCGCGUCGAACAACAAUCAGUGUCAAGGCGUACGGAGCGCUGUCUCGCUCUGUCCUAGCAACGGCGCGGCCACGAGGAUUCCGCGAGCCACUACCGUCAGGAUGACGCCGCCUGACGCGCACCAAAACACCAAAGAAGCGAACAUUGCGCUGUCAACUUAUGUCGAAAAAUGGAAAAAUAAAUAUGAAGAAGCUGAAAGGAAACACAAAACAAAUCUUCUCAAGUCAGAAAAAGCGAAACGUGACCACGAUGACUUACAGCGACGGUACAAUAUCGUCACAGAGGAGAGGAACCACCUGGAGGGGGAGCUUAGGGAGAGAGAGCGGGAGUUGAACAAAUUGAAAACACUCUCUGAAAAGGUAUAUCACGAAUAUCAACAGUUGAAGAAUCAGCUGGAAGUUGAGGCUGAUGUUAGGCACAAGGUUAUGCAACAGGCUGGUGAAUGGUACAAACAAAAUAAACAACUAAAACGGCGAAGUACAGCGAUCCUACAAGCAUUGCCUGCCAAAGCUAUUGAGAUAGACUUAACGGACUCUACAGACACAGCAUCAGAUACAAGCAGCAAUGAAGAGGUAGAAUUUCUAAAGCAAACCGUAACUGAAUUGAGUCGUCAGAUAGCUGAGCUGCAGACCGAACUCAGCGCUGUCAAGUUACAGGAAUUCGAGGCUCAAGAACUGAAUGUAACACUGGCACAGGAAUUAGAGGCAGAGCGAGAGAAAUGUGCAACCCAAGAGAAAGAGUUGCAGGACAUGCGCAGCCAGCUGGAAAGUCACAACCGGAUCUCGAAGCUACUUAUGGAAGAGGUCACUGCCCUCAAAGAAAAUGCCGACAAGGACAGGGAGAUGGCUGAAACGUACAAGUCAGAGGCACGGGACGCAAAGAAGCGGGUCCGCGUGUUGACACACCAGAGCGCACUAUUAGUGGGCGAGCUCACUUUAGACGAGCGAUUCACUUUACUGCUUGGAGAAGUCGACUGUCUCAAGGAUGCGCUCGAGAAUCAGGCCGCACGUCACCGGGAGCAGCUGGAGGAACUACAGCUCAAAGUAGCUGAAAAACAUGAAGAUACUGACAUAUUAUUGUGGGAAGAGAAAAUUAGACUGGCAGAAGCGGAUGCUCAGAAAGCCAUCGAGCGAGCCGAGCGAGCGGAGAAGAAGUUAGCUGAAGUAGAGAAAAGGUUGCCCGACCGUCCAAGGAGGGGGAAUCUCAUGUCCAGAAUUAGUUAUUUCGAAAAUGGGGCGUCCGAAGCACAGGAGGGCAAAACAAAGGAGGUGAUCAAAGAGGAAGUCGAAGAACCUGUAGCUCCACCUGUAAGCAAGCCAGAAACCUAUUUGUCUCCACCCCGACCACCUUCGCCGCCCCCCCUGCUGUCUCCUGACUCCUCAGAGCAGCCGCCGGCGAGGAGCCCGUCCCCCGCCACAGCGGAGCCCCCCGCGGCCCCGCAGCUCCCUCCCCCUCCGCCCCCGACCCCACCCCCGCCAGCAUGUCCACCGCCCCCUCCCCCGCCACCACCACCGCCGCCUCCAUCCGUAUUCGUGACAUCUGGUGUGGAGGACAUGGCGAAGUUGCUCGCCGGGAAGCAAGGCACGUUGAAAAAAUGCAAACAAAAUGGAGGCGGUGCAAUUGAUGCAAUAGUAGACCAAAUAAAAGGAGGCAAGUUCCAUCUGAAAUCUACCGAACAAAACUUCAUGGAACGCAAGCCAAGGGAAGACCAGCCUGAAGCAGUGAAGGAGAUGCUACAGAUCCUCGGCACGUUGCGCAAACGCAGGAGCUUCGUCAGAGAACCAAAGACGUGACCGAUAUGAUUAAAUGAACGAAGAUGACGAAAGGUAAUAUGUAAAACCUGGUAUUGCUUCACAAGAAUACAGUUAAUUAGGUACAUUGGCCUGCAUUAUACUGCGGAUUAUAGUGCCAUAAAGUAUGGAUAUUAUCAUAUCAUAUCAUGAAAAUAUUGGCAAGUAUCGAUAUUUCAUAAAAUGAGAGAGAGUAAUUACGUCGCAGAAACAUAUAAUUUCAUAUUUAUAAUAUAACAAAUAUUGUUAUUUACCUACAAAUUUCUAAAGAAUCGUAUUACCUAUUAAGUAUAAAUAGCAUUAGACCAUGAUUUUUGACUAGUAUAUUUCGUACUGAAGAUGUUAAUUUUGAUAUAAAAAAUAUUAUUGAUCCCUAUAUUUUGACUUUAAACCAUGAAGCUAUUUUGACCGUUCUUGCUUUAAGCAACUAUUUACAUUAGUGAAUAUGAAGUCAAACUAUAAAUAUAAACUGGCUAUAGUAUCACGAGACAACCUAGAGUUUAUAUUUAUAUAUAUUGUUACACAUAUAAUAGUUUUAUAUCAAUUUUCAAAUCCGUUAAAAGAAUUUUGCGAACUCCGGUUCUUGAGGAAAAUUACUCUACUUUGUAUGUUAUUGUUGUUAUACUUAAUAUAAAUCUUAAUAGUAUAUAUAUGUGUAAUUAUACCAAUACAAGUCUGAUAUACAUACCUACAAGAAAUGGUAAGAAAGUAGGUAUAGGCCAAAUAAAAUAUAUUUAUUCGUAGCCCUUAAUAAAAUGAUGA